Styela clava is the source of this 2660-nucleotide messenger RNA. RefSeq names its product angiotensin-converting enzyme-like. Gene Ontology annotation, biological process: proteolysis. Lineage: Eukaryota; Metazoa; Chordata; Ascidiacea; Stolidobranchia; Styelidae. Gene Ontology annotation, cellular component: plasma membrane. Gene Ontology annotation, molecular function: peptidyl-dipeptidase activity; metallopeptidase activity. The record is from RefSeq and is a predicted model, not a curated record.
GCUAUAACAUAUUCAAUAUAUAAAUAUACUGUGUACAACAUUGUAAAAUUAAGACUUGAGAGUCGAAGAACUUUAGAGAGCUUGUGAAUGAGAUGGUAGAAUGGAGAAGUGGUAAUUACAGUCGAAAAGACGAAUAUCGCAACGGAGGGAAGACCAUGCGGAAACUGUAUGUAUUGGCGGUGUUGAUAGCAUUUUUGUGCAGUUUGGUGAGCUCGGUACGCUUCAGUGAUGGUUUUGAUGCCGAUGAAGAAGAACUGGAAAAGCAGGAUGUAUUGAAAAAAUUCAUUGACAGCCAACGAAGUUAUCAAAACGACGAUUUUCAAAGGUCAGAAUCAGAUGAGCUUCUUGAUUGGCUCAGAGAUUUAAUCAUGAAAGACCAAUACAGUCAGGCAAAGCAUGACGGCGAAUACGACAAUACGGAAAGAUAUAAAGAACAUGAUCACCCUGCUGAAGAGUCGGAAGAAGAAAUGUUUUCCGAUUCCGACGAAAGUUUACUAGAUCAAAUUUUGGCUCACUUUGAAAUCGACAUUGUGGAUAAUAUUGAUGGAAAAAAAUCCAACGCGGCCAAGGUUUCCAAGUUUUUGAAAACGUAUCAAAAAGAGCUCAGUGAAUGGAGAAAAAAAAGUGGGUUAACGGAGUGGAUUAAAGAAACAAACCUAACUUCUUAUAAUAUUGAAAUUGCUAAGAAGUCGUCUUUGGAAAUGUCGGCUUGGGCGAAGAAGCGUAGAUUAGAAGCCGAUAAAUUUAGUACAAAUGGUUUAAAUUACGAACAAAAAAGAAUGUUGCGAUUUGUGACUGAUACAGAUGCCUUGAUGGAACCCUAUUUGAAUAAAAAAGAAGUGAAUCUUGAAAGCAAAAUAAGUGAAAUAUACAGCAAAGCGGAAGUUUGUAACAGUACGUCUGGGAAGUGUUACCAUUUUGAACCGGGACUUAUCAAACUUAUGGAAACUUCUCGUGAUUAUGAUGAGCUUCGUUGGGCAUGGAAGGGAUGGCGUGACGCUAUUGGUCCCAAGAUUAGGAAAGAUUGGAUCGCGGCGAUGGAGGUAUCGAACAAAGGAGCACGAGAACAUGGAUACCACGAUGUUGGGGAAUAUCGAAGACAUCAGUAUGAAGACCCAGAUUUUGAAAAAGAUAUCGAUGAUUUAUGGAAAAAGCUGGAACCAAUUUACAAAGAAGUUCAUGCUUAUGUAAGAUACAAACUUCACCAGAAAUACGGAGAUCGGGUUGCUUUGGACAAACCAAUACCUGCACAUCUUUUAGGUGAUAUGUGGGCAAUGAAAUGGGAUGGUAUUUUCGAUAUUUUAUCCCCAUUUGCGGAUGUUGAACCAUUUGACGUUACAAAAGAAAUGAAAGAUAAGAAUAUGACUGUUAUGGACAUGUUCCACCUGGCAGAUCAUUUUUACCGUUCACUUGGGUUACCUAAAAUGACGCCAGAAUUUUGGAAGAACAGUAUGUUUACCAGACCGAAAGAUAACAGAUCUGUUGUGUGUUACGCAUCUGCUCACAAUCUGGAGCGAGAUGACGUCAGGAUAAAAAUGUGCGCCACGGUAUCGGGAGAAUAUUUAUACGUUGUUCAUCAUGAGAUGGGACAUUGCCAAUAUUAUCUGGCAUAUAAUAGACAUCAGCCAUCAUUAUUUCAGUCCGGAGCAAACCAUGGUUUUCACGAAGCGAUUGGCGACACCGCUGCAUUAUCAGUGAUUUCACCAACCCAUUUGGAAAAACUGAAACUCUUAAAAUACAGUACGGGAACGGCAUUAGAGCGGAAAAAACGUGAUAUCAAUUUCUUAAUGAAAAAAGCUCUUGGAAAACUCGUUUUUUACCCAUUUGCUUUGACAAUGGCAAAGUGGUAUUGGAAUGUUUACAGUGGAAAGAUAAAACAAGAAAAUAUUAAUGACGCGUGGUGGCAGUAUAGAAAACAAUACCAAGGGUUAGUGCCACCCGUGGAUCGGACUGAGCAAGAUUUUGAUCCGGGAUGCAAAUAUCAUAUAGCAAACUUUGUACCUUAUGUUAGAUAUUUUGUGAGUCAUGUGUUGCAAUUCCAAUUUUUCGAAGCUCUCUGUGAUCUUGCCAAAUUCAAAGGUCCUUUGUUCAAAUGUGAUUUCGCGGGAUCUUUGGCCGCAGGAGAAAAAUUCAAGAAAAUGCUUGAAAUGGGUGACAGCAAGCCGUGGCCUCAAGCUUUAAAAGAGUUGACAGGAACUACAAAGAUGAGUGUCGAUUCUGUCGAGAAAUAUUUCCAUCCUUUGAUCACGUGGUUAAAAGCAGAAAACAAGCGACUCAACAACAAGAUCGGCUGGAAUUAAUGACACCAUCUUUUAUUACCUAAUUUCGUAUUUGGAAUUUUACUUUACCGGGGAAAACAGUGUAAUGAUAUACAAAUCAAUUUAAUCAAGCUUGAUUUAUAAAUAUGUAAUGUAUAUUAAUCAUAUACCGCAAUAUUACAUAACUUGCCAACAAAAACAAUAUUUUCUGAUUUUCAAAUUUAAUAUAAUCUGCAUCGGCAUUUGCUGAGAUAAUUUAGCUGAGAUUUUAACUUAACAUGUAUACUUCCUUGUUUUUCCUUUAACGUUUGCAUACGGUUCUUCAGUUGUGCUGUGUUUUUUUUCCGAUUUGGGAUUUGUGCAAUUGUCGGAAGAUUAAUAAAAAAUUUUUGACUAAUAUCA